GGUAAUUAUCCUAUUGCGUUCAAAGUAAUCAGAUGUGUUCCGAAUAAGGAGAAAAAAAUAUGGCGAUGUUGAAGCAACAGGGCCAAUCACAAUUUGAAGAAAGAUGGCCUACGAUGCGACCCACAGCACUCAAGUUGCUACGACAGGAGCCUGUUACAAAAGCAGAGUGGCAAGACCUGUUCUGUGCUGUGCAUUCUGUCUGCCUUUGGGAUGACAAAGGACCCCAGAAAAUGUACAAAGCUUUACAAGAUGAUAUUCUAGACUUCAUCAGACAUGCUCAAGCAAGGGUAUUACAGCAUCAAGAGGAUUCCUCUUUAUUGAAAGCAUACAUAGCUGAAUGGGGAAAAUUUUUCACCCAGUGUGAUUAUCUUCCAAAACCAUUCAUGCAGCUAGUGACAUCACUGGCAGGGAAACCCCACGGAAGUGUCCAGCAAAAAAAGACGCAGGGAGAAGAAAGUCUUGUCAGAAAGCUGAUGCUGGACAGCUGGAAUGAAAGCAUCUUCUCUAACAUUAAGCAACGAUUACAGGACAGUGCCAUGAAACUUAUUUAUGCAGAAAGAAACGGAGAAGCAUUUGAUUCUCAGCUUGUUAUAGGAGUCAGAGAGUCUUAUGUAAACCUGAGCUCAGAUGUAGAAGACAAGUUAAAAAUUUACAGAGAAAACUUUGAAAAGGCAUAUUUAGAAGCCACAGAAAAAUUCUACAAGUUGAAAGCCCCUCUUUACUUAGAAGCUAAUGGUGUACAGAAUUACAUGAGGUAUGCGGACUGUAAACUCAAGGAAGAGGAAACCAGAGCAUUACGUUAUUUAGAAACAGGAUGGGGGUGUAACUCUGUCGCUACACUGACUGAGUGUUGUGUUAAUGUGCUGGUUACCGCAUUCAAAGAAACAAUUCUCAAAGAAUGUGCCUCAAUGAUCAAAAAUAAUGAAACAGAAAAGCUGCGUCUUAUGUUUAGCCUGAUGGACAGAGUGCCAGAUGGCAUUACUCCAAUGUUACACGAUCUGGAGGCUUACAUUGUCAGUCAGGGUCUGGCAGAUAUGAUAGCCGCUGCUGAAACCAUUACCACAGACUCUGAGAAGUAUGUAGAGCAACUACUGGAGUUGUUUAACAGAUUCAGUACUUUAGUCUUUGAUGCUUUUAAUGAUGACCCCAGAUUUCUUACUUCUAGAGAUAAGGCAUAUAAAAAUGUUGUAAAUGAUACAUCAGUUUUCAAAUUAGAAAUUCCAAUGAAAAAUAAAGGCAUUGGUGCCAAAACUCAGCCAGAGUCUAAAUGUCCUGAACUUUUGGCAAACUACUGUGAUAUGUUAUUAAGAAAGACCCCACUCAGCAAGAAACUGACCUCAGAGGAGGUGGAAAAAAAAUUAAGAGAUGUGCUUCUGGUGUUAAAGUAUGUACAGAAUAAAGAUGUUUUUAUGCGGUACCAUAAGGCUCACUUAACAAGGAGGCUUAUAUUAGACACCUCAGCUGACAAUGAGAAGGAGGAAAAUAUGGUGGAAUGGUUAAGGGAAGUUGGUAUGCCAGCUGAUUAUGUGAACAAACUGGCCAGGAUGUUCCAGGAUAUCAAAGUCAGUGAUGAUCUCAACCAGGAAUUUAAAGAUGCCCAUCGGAAUAAUAAUGAGGGCAUAGCAGAUUCAAUCAACAUAAAGAUACUGAAUGCUGGAGCCUGGGCCCGGUCGAGUGACCGUGUCACUGUGUCACUGCCAAUGGAACUGGAGGACUAUAUACCACAAGUGGAGGAGUUCUACCGACAAAAACACAGUGGCCGCAAGUUACAGUGGCACCAUCUCAUGUCUAACGGAAUCAUAACGUUUGGCAAUGAUAUAGGUCGGUUUGACCUAGAAGUAACAACUUUUCAAAUGGCCGUGUUGUUUGCGUGGAACCAGAGGCCUAAGGAUAGGAUAUCGUAUGAGAGUCUGAAGUUAGCCACCGAGUUACCAGACACUGAACUCAGGAGAACUCUCUGGUCACUUAUAGCUUUUCCAAAGAUUAAACGUCAGCUUUUACUAUGUGAACCUGAUGCCAAGUCAGCCAAAGAUUUCAAUGAUGCCACUCAAUUCUGGGUUAACCAAGAAUUUGCACUCAUUAAAAAUGGAAAAGUCCAGAAGAGAGGCAAAAUUAAUCUAGUGGGUCGGUUACAGCUUUCUACUGAAAAAAGCAAGGAGGAAGAUAAUGAAGGAAUAAUGCAGUUGAGGAUCCUUCGUGUUCAGGAGGCCAUUGUUAAAAUCAUGAAGAUGAGGAAGAGGAUCACAAAUGCAGCUCUGCAAACAGAACUCGUAGAAAUAUUGCGCAAUAUGUUCCUUCCAUCUAAAAAACUAAUCAAAGAGCAAAUAGAGUGGCUCAUAGAACACAAAUACAUGAAAAGAGACGAGGAAAAUAUUAACAUGUUCAUAUACAUGGCUUAAUUGUGAUACAUGUGUAUUUAGGAAUUCCAGAGAAGUGCAAAAUAGGUUUUACUGUAGAGCAUGACAGUUCAGGUGUAUGCUGUUGAUAUGCUGCUGUAGUCAAUGCUUUUAGAGCAGGCAUUGGUCCAUUUUCUGAAGGCACAGCACGAGUUUCCAGCAUUUAACAGUGAAUUUUGUCCACCUCACUCAGUUUUUUCCUCUUCCUUUAAAUAUUUAAAGAUCUGACACUUAACAAUUGUAUUUUUUGGAAAAUUUAACAUUUUUACAUCUUUAUUUUGUAACAAAUUUGUACACUUUAUCAAACUUAGUUAAAAGCAUUUCUUCUUGUAAUUUUUGGAAAAUUUCUAUCGGAAUGUUGAUUUGUAGGAAAUAUCUCUUUCAUAGCAGAAAUUUUAAGUGUAUGUGAGUACAUGUAUGGGAGAAUGAGCAGUACUUCAUAUGUGUAAUACUGAGUAUGUGUAAACAAUCUGAACUCCAUUUUUUUUAGAGAUUGAUGAGCAGUGUGCUAUAUUCUGAGGGCUUUCACAGGUACACUGAUGGCAUGAUUUUUUUCCAUCAAUCCUUUUUUUUUAUCAAUAUCAAUUUGUGUGAAUCAUCUGAAUGUACAGUAAGUCUUCUGGUUAAUGAACAUGUAUUUGUUUGAUAACUAUCGAUCGUAAACAAUCGUGUGUCUAUUUUGUUAUAAAUAUUUAACAAUAAUGAAUAUUCAGAUGUACUAGCUUUGCUAUUCAGUUUAAGAACUGAAAAUUUUCUCUUCCUAAGCCAAGUAAUGGCCAAAUUGCAGUUGUUCAAAUGAUUUACAUGACUGAUUCCCUAAAAGUUAUGUUAUAUUUGGCAUUACUUGUAUGUGUACCAUGAUUUAAAAAAAUGCAGAUCGUAAAUAUUCCACUUAUUAGUGUGAUAUUGAUGGUGAUCUGUUAAGUCCUCUAAGUGAUAAAGGAUUCAUUUGAUCUUGUUAGCUUGUAAGAUAUCCACCUUUCAGAGAUUUUUAGCUCACCUUAUUUGAUGCUACACCCCCUGUGUUUGCAUCCCGGUUAAAGUUUUAGGAGCAAAGUUUGUUCCUCAUUAACUUCAAGCCCUACUUAGACCAAACUUGCAAGGAUGAUGCAUCUAGGGAUGCACACUACCAGAAAUGCUUUGGAUGCUGGAUUUGACCUACAUUUUUUUGGAUGAGAGACCAGGUUCAAGUUUUUGAAGCAGGUCCAUUCCCAUGUAACUAUAAGCCCUACCUGGACCAAACUUGCAUGGAUGAUGCGUCUAGGGAUGCACACUACAGACAUCCUUUGGAUGUUGGAUCUGACCUACAUUUUCCAGAUGAAUGAACAGGUUAAAGUUUUAGGUCUGGUUCAUACCCAAGUAACUAUAAGCCCAAUUGUGACUGAACUUGUCUGAAUUGAUCAUAUCAGUUUCUUGUGAUGUGCACUACCAGAUAACAUUGGAAGCUGGAUCUGACCUACAUUUACAGGAUUAUUGUACAGUUAAAGUUUUUGGAGCAGAUUCAAUUUCAAGUAUCUAUAGAUCCUACUUGGACCAAACUUGUGUAGAUAUUGUAUCUAUGGUUGCACAUUACCAGAACAUUGUUAUGCGAGACUCAGUUUAACUCAUUGAUAAUAUUCAUCGAGGUGAGCUUUGUAAUCUUUGAUUACCUGUUUUCAUGAUGAAGUUAAUAUUAAUGAACAAAUACAUAAAUAUUCAUUUGAUUGUAAACCCCACUACACACUCAGCUGUUAAUGUGUUAUCAUCCAUUUCACUCUGUUUACUCUCUACCUCUGACAGAUGGUUUUUAUCUUUGAACGUACCCCUGCAAAACCCUGCUGUAGGUUUUUACCUUAUACCUAGUGGCAAUUUUAAUUUGUAUUAAAAGUUAUCCAUUUAUUAAAUUUGUUUUGCCCCAUUAAUAUAAGACUAUUGCUUAAUUAGCUCUGCUCAUAAUUUAGGAGGAUAAUUCAUUAAUGAUACAAAAUGGGAGCAAAAAUUACCCAGUACAAAAAAUACAAAAUGUAAUUUACAUUAUUCAUGCUUAAAGUGAAUAUUUGAACAGUGAUUUUUGGUCUCUUUAUCGUUUGGAAAGAUAUGUGUUUUAAUGUAUACAAUAUAUGUACUAUUAAAGUAUAUCAAUCAGAAUAAUUGGACAAAGACCUUUUUGUUUUAAAAAAAAAAAAUCGUAAUUUUUUCUACCUUCAUUUAAUACAUGUAAGUAAUGAAAGAAAAGUCCAGUAGACCUGUUCUGGGAAUUUUGUGCACUGCAAAUUAAAUUAUUUGUGCUUGAGUUUAAUUCAUGACAGAAGUAAAGAGUGGUGUGUUAUAUAUGUAUGAUGUAUACAAGAUUAUAUGUGUAUGUAAAUGAAUGAGCUGUUUCAAAAUAUGUGAAGUAUUAAAAACAAAUUUUGUGUAAUAAACCCCAAAAUUAAGACAAA
Molecule: messenger RNA, 4816 nt
Organism: Saccostrea echinata
Lineage: Eukaryota; Metazoa; Mollusca; Bivalvia; Ostreida; Ostreidae
Product: cullin-5-like
Exons: 18
Coding region: 60-2399 (779 amino acids)
Biological process (GO): SCF-dependent proteasomal ubiquitin-dependent protein catabolic process; protein ubiquitination
Cellular component (GO): Cul5-RING ubiquitin ligase complex; SCF ubiquitin ligase complex
Molecular function (GO): ubiquitin protein ligase binding
Source: RefSeq, a predicted model, not a curated record